Molecule: messenger RNA, 1584 nt
Organism: Penicillium chermesinum
Lineage: Eukaryota; Fungi; Ascomycota; Eurotiomycetes; Eurotiales; Aspergillaceae
Product: Armadillo-like helical
Exons: 1
Coding region: 1-1584 (527 amino acids)
Biological process (GO): chromatin remodeling
Cellular component (GO): cytoplasm
Source: RefSeq, a predicted model, not a curated record
AUGACGUGCUUGAACAUUUUGACCAAGGCGUGCAACUAUCCUGAUACAAGUACUAUGAUAAUUGAGAAUGCCGAUUACCUGGUGAACUCUGUUUCCCUCAAGCUCAAUACGUUCAAUGUUUCCCCAUACCCACCUCAAGUCCUUUUCAUGAUGGUGAAACUCUGUGGUGCCAAUUUGAUUCCUUAUUUGGACGAUGUGAUCGAUUCUAUCUUUGGGAUAAUUGACCUCUAUCACGGCUACCCAAAACUAGUGGAGAUGCUCUUCAAAACGCUGGCAGCUAUUGUGGAAGAGGGUUCCAAAAAGCAAUCCCUCUUAACCAUUGAUGAUGGACGCGAGAACGGGCCUCAUGACCACCGCAAAGGCCAGUAUGAGCGGCUAUCAGUUUCAACUUUAGCUGCCGAAAUCGCCAGCCGCAAGGCUCAACGAGCCAAGCACACCGAAGAGGAAGCGAAUAUAGACGAGAAGAUCCCGCAUCCCCAGAAGCCCUGGUCUGAGACCUACGAAAAACCACCCGCCGAGCCAGAAACCAUUGAAGAGCUCCUAAAUCAAGCAGACUCUGACGAACCUCUGCCUCCUCCCAAAGAGCCCGAAGACACCGAGAAGCCGCUCAGCAAGACUCAUUCUCUCCUCAUACACAUUGUCAAAUCCAUCCCCUCCCACCUCUCAUCACCAUCACCCUAUCUUCGACGCUCCCUCCUCGGCAUCCUCAUUAACAUCCUCCCAACUCUCUCACAAAAUGAAAACAGUUUCCUUCCUUUAAUAAAUGACCUAUGGCCAGCUGUCGCGUCAAGAAUUGUCUUCCCAACCUCUCUAGGCGACGACACACCUUCCUCAAGCAGCUUAAUGACCCGAUCCAUCCCAACCUCCAACAAAUCAACUCGACCCGACCCACACGCCUUCCAAGAAGAAACCUUCGUAAUAACAACCGCCUGCCAAGCAAUCGAAGCCAUGUGCAAAGGAGCAGGCGACUUCAUGGCCUCGCGCGUCGACCCCGAGUUCCCCCGCUGGGAGCGCCUCUACAACCGCGCCUGGACGCAAGUGCGCGCAGACGCCGAAGCCGCCAACGAGCGACAAGCGCGCGCACGGCAACAGUCUCGCCCGACGGCCCGGUCUCCUAUCCAGCCCGUUGAGCUCGAGCCCAACACUGCCUCGAAUCUGGUGCUCACGUCUUCUCUUGCGCUCUCUCCGACGGCGGGAGGUGCAGGACCGAGGGCUUUUACGCCCCACCAUGCGCUGUGGCGGGCGCUCAUCUCGCUGUUCUUGACUGUUCUUACGCGCGUGCGUCUGCCGCUGGAGACGGGGGAUCGGAUUUGUGAGAUGCUGGGAGCGUGGAUUGCGCUGUUUGUUGGGCCUGAUUAUUAUUUUUCUAGGCCUGAGGUUGCGGGCGAUGAGCAGAGGAGUAUGCUUGCGGAGGUUGAUGGGGCAAUUCAGGCUAUGGAGACAUGGAAUUCGGACUUGACAUGGUUUAUAUUCAUGCAGCAAAGGCAUGCUCUGCGCAAUGAAAGACAUGUUCCGAAGCGCAUGGAUGCUGUGAGUUUGGAAAUUGGGGGUGAGGUGUUACGAUUUGCAGAGGUAGCAUUCUAG